This is a messenger RNA of Galleria mellonella (greater wax moth), 453 nucleotides long. Its product is annotated as bombyxin A-3 homolog. Gene Ontology annotation, cellular component: extracellular region. The coding region runs from base 121 to 414 and encodes 97 amino acids. Gene Ontology annotation, molecular function: hormone activity. NCBI's taxonomy places the organism in Eukaryota, Metazoa, Arthropoda, Insecta, Lepidoptera, Pyralidae. The record is from RefSeq and is a predicted model, not a curated record. The transcript has a single exon.
UAAGAUAUCUGAAUCUUAAUUAAGCACUGUACUAUAUAAAAACCAGGUUUUUCACUAUUCAAUCACAUUCACAACCAAUCCAUUGAAGCAAUAGCACUUGUAAACAAUUCUAUAAACAAAAUGAAGUUCCUGGUACUACUCUUUGCUCUGUCUGCCAUCCUAUACACCACAUCAGGAAACUCCGUUCAGUUCUACUGCGGCAGAAGGCUGUCGGAGGCUUUGGCGUACCUUUGCACAGAAGAGAAUGUUGAAAAGAGAUCCUUCAAUAGUAUUCCUAAUGAGGAAUAUAGCUGGUCUAUACCGGCCUUCCCAAAGUUCAGAGCUCUGGAAGGCGUGAGGGGCAAGAGACAAGGCGUGGCCACAGAGUGCUGCGAGAAAGCCUGCACGCUUUCUGAACUGCUGAGUUACUGCUAGAAGACUGAGUGAGCAUCUCUUCUGAUUUUCGUUAUAAGA